Messenger RNA from Fomitiporia mediterranea MF3/22, 1267 nucleotides. RefSeq names its product GroES-like protein. NCBI's taxonomy places the organism in Eukaryota, Fungi, Basidiomycota, Agaricomycetes, Hymenochaetales, Hymenochaetaceae. The record is from RefSeq and is a predicted model, not a curated record. Bases 81 to 1118 code for a protein of 345 amino acids. Gene Ontology annotation, molecular function: oxidoreductase activity, acting on NAD(P)H. The transcript has 5 exons.
CUUUGACUAAAAUAGCCUAUAUAAGGUCAUGAUGCAAUAGCAAGUUCCAGCAUUACUCACACUUGUCGAUUCCCUUAACGAUGGCUGAGCAAAAGGCACUGUUCCUCGAAGCUGCACAGGGCGAAUUUCGUGUUAGGCAAACGUCGAUUCCGAAACCUGGCCCUGGAGAGCUCCUUGUAAAGAUCCAUGCGACCGCUUUGAACCCUGUCGACUGGAAAAUUCAGGCGUAUAACUACUUUAUCACCGAGUAUCCUGCCAUCCUUGGAACGGAUUCUGCUGGUACUGUUGAGGCAGUUGGCGAAGGAGUGCAGAAUUUUGCGAAAGGAGACCGAGUUGUCCAUCAAGGCUACUUCACCAAUGACAAGGCAACGUUUCAGCAAUAUACGAUAGUGCCAGCUGAGAUAACAGCGAAGCUGCCUCCCGAUAUCUCUUUUGAUGAGGCCGCCUCAGUCCCACUUGGCCUCGCAACUGCCGCAGUAGGACUUUACGGUGACAGACCAACCGGUGUCCAGAAGUAUAAGCCUGCGUGGGAGGACGGUGGUGAAGGUUUAUAUCGUGGAAAACCGAUUGUCGUUUUCGGAGGAUCGACAUCCGUCGGGCAGUACGUUAUUCAACUGGCUAGGCUCUCUGGGUUUUCACCUAUCAUUACAACUGCUUCAUUGCACAAUGCCGACCACCUGAAAUCGAUUGGUGCGACACAUAUCAUCGACCGUAAGGCGGAUGUGCCAGCCAAAGCCAAGGAGAUUCUUAGCAGCACGCCAAUAGAACUCAUUUACGAUGCAGUUUCGGAAGAGGAUACCCAGAAUCAGGCGUGGGACUUGCUUUCGCCUGGCGGAACACUCGUAAUCAUCCUUACGUCAAAAGUCGACAAAGGGAAGUAUAAGGACAAGACACUUAUUGAUACCGUUUUCGGCAAUGUGCAUGCUCCAGCAGCACGACAGCUUGGUAUAAGUCUCUAUAGCAAGCUGAUACGCUUACUUGAGGACGGGACUAUCAAGCCAAAUCGUGUCGAGGUACUUCCGAAUGGUCUAGCUGGAAUUGUGGAUGGUCUUGAACAGAUGAAGGCAAACAAGGUUAGCGGAAAGAAGCUUAUUGCUCGUCCGCUAGAGACUGCUUAGGUGAGAUGAGUGUAUAAGAGAGGCGAAGAAGAUAGUCGUUGCGCCAGGUUUGAUGCUAGGAAGAACGAUUUAUGUGUAUCGUAUUGUAUUAGUGACAACAUGUCAAAUCUAGCGGGAUUCGCUAGCAAUCUACUUGUUUUAAGCAAGGC